Molecule: messenger RNA, 4926 nt
Organism: Mytilus trossulus (common blue mussel)
Lineage: Eukaryota; Metazoa; Mollusca; Bivalvia; Mytilida; Mytilidae
Product: A-kinase anchor protein 10, mitochondrial-like
Exons: 14
Coding region: 116-2059 (647 amino acids)
Biological process (GO): intracellular protein localization
Cellular component (GO): plasma membrane; mitochondrion
Source: RefSeq, a predicted model, not a curated record
UAUGGCUGCCUCCAGUCGAAAUGGAAUAGAAAUAUUGAAGAUAUGAGAUUUUCUAUUUCCUAAUUGUUCGAAGCUACAUUGAAGUUAACUGACCAUGUUUGAAUAGUUUAUUAAAAUGCCCUUAUUUAGAAGGAAAACAGAUAAAAGUAAACUCCCUCCAGAAAUAAAACAGUCUGGAAGUUUAAAGAGGACUCCAUCAAACAGAAGUAAAGACUUAUCUAAUGGAACUGUUUCACCUGGCAAGAUUCUUCCAGAUGAUGAACUGUCCAAAGAUGAAAAUUUUGAGUCGUUACACAAAAAAUCGUCACAACUGUGUAAAACUCUUCAAGAAAUUCUCCACGACAAAAAUUCCUUGGGACACUUCAUACAGUUUCUUGAGGACAGAAAAGCCAGCAAGUUUCUUAGAUUUUGGUUAGAUGCUCAGAGUUUUCAGGCUUCAACAUGGAGUCGUAUAAGAAGCCUUGCUUUCAAAAAACGUCAAAGUUCAAGUGAAAAAGAAAAAUGUGAUUCAGUGUGCAAUCAAGAAGUAUCUACACAAAAAAGUCAGAAUUCUGGUCUGUCUGAUGACCAACAAAUAGAUGGAUAUUCUGAAUGUGAUACUUCAAAAUCUAGACAUGUUGAAAGUGAUGCUAAUAGUAUAUCUGUGAUAAAACCUAGUGCCAAAGAUUUAAAAGGGGAAGUAACUGAAAAUUUUUCACCUUCAGGAGAGUCAUUAACAAAUUCUGAAGGGGAGGUAAUUCAGAAUGUGCCACCUUCUUGCCAGACUUUAAUUAAAUCAAAACCUCUAACUGAUAGUGCUUAUGAAGAUAAUAAAAAAUGUCCAGAAUCUCCUAAUUCUGAUGUUUUUGAACCAAUUAUCAAAGACUCAUCAAUAAAAAGUCAUUCUUCCAAAUAUUCCAGUCCGAAUUUGACGGAUAAAUUAAAAAAGAGUAUAGAAAAUGAUGCUGUUCAAAUUUUUUCCAAAUAUUUAUCAAAAGAAGCCACAGAUCCUCUAGGAGUUGAUGAUGUACUCAGACAGGAAUGUAUUAGUAAGAUAUGUCGAGAAGAUGGAGAGGUCGAUCCUGAUUGUUUUGUUGUUUGUCAAGAAUUUUCUGUUUCCAAAAUAGAAUCUGAACAUUUUCCUAGCUACAAUGGUAGUGAGUUUCACUUGAGGUACCAGAUUGAUUUGGUAACCAGUGGUCAUAUAUAUCUGUCUGAUUUCCUGUAUUAUGAUCCUGCUUUCUUCUAUUUCAUGGAGUACAUGGAACAAGAAGGAGGAAGUAAUAUACUACAGUUCUGGAUAGCUGUGGAGAACUUUGAGAAACAUUUGAGGUCACAUGAAUCAGGGUAUGACGGCAUGCAGGCUCAAGCUGAUGCUAUGGUUCUGUAUGAUAAAUAUUUUUCACUUCAAGCCACCCAUCCUUUAGGAUUUGAUGAUAAAUGUCGUUUUGAUGUGGAAUGUAAUAUAUGUCGAGAAGAGGGGCCUUUACCGGAUUGUUUCUCUAAACCAAGAGAGAUGGUCUUAAAAACUAUAGAAAAGGUUUACUUUUCUGAUUUCCGUCAAAGUGAAAUAUUUUAUAAAUUUUUAUCUGAAUUGGUUGGUACUGUACAUUCCACAAGAGAGUUACCAAGGCAACGAAAACGUACUGAUAGUGAUGCUUCACAAGACAGUAGUACACACAGUGGAGAGAGUGUACGGAGUAGCACACGUAAUACAUUACUAGCAUCAGGAACUAGUCUACCCCUGGGACGUGCAAUGAGAAAGUUUGAAAAUGAUAUGAACAACAUUGAUCCUAGUCUAUUAAAUCCAGAUUUACUAUGGAAACGGGACAAUCCUAAAAUGGUGAUGGGGACUGUAGAUGGGUUUGGACAGUUUAAAUCAGAAUUUGAUCCUCACCCAGAUAAAGAUAAAGAAAAACCAAAAGGCACAGGGUUUUUCAGAAAGAGCAAAGAAAAAGAAAAGGAAGAAGAAGAGAUGGCGAUUAAGAUAGCUCAGAUGAUAAUUAGCGAUGUUACAUCGGUCACACAAACUAUUGGUGCAAUGAAAUCACAGUCUUUCAGCGACAAACCAGAGUCAUAGCAUUAUGUUUCUUGUUAUAGUGUAUAAUUUUGUAUUGUUGAUUUUGUAUUUUGAUCCGAGAGCAUUUAAUCAGAUUGAGCAUGUUUGAUACAUUUUAUACAUCAGUAUAUUUUAAUACGCAAAACUGCAUGUAAACAUUAAGAAAUUAUGUGUGACCUUGGCAUUAAAGGGUAAAUAUCAGUAUACUGUAAGUGCUUUAUUUUCAUGGAUUGUAUAUUUUAGGAUUUUCAAGGCAAAACCUGUUUGCAAGGUUAUUAUUUCCUUUUAGCCUUUCUUUAUUUGUGAUCUGCCUCCUAGAUUACAGUAACGUUAUUGUGACUUUGACAGAAUUGUUCAUCACCAAUGAAUUAAGUGUACAUGUGAUGACUGAAAUAUUCAAAAUUUGGUAUAGUUCUAAUUAUGAUCACAAAAUUAAAUCAAUAAGAGGGGUUUCAUUUCAAACAUAUCUGUUGCACAAAAUAGUUGCAUUAUGAACAUAUCAGGUACCCAAAAUAUGAAUUGCAUACUUUAUUCAGUAGAAUUUUAAUAGUAAACAUGCUAUUAUUUCCAGUUUGAAUUAUUUUUGAUUCAAGAAUUUGUAUAGUUUCUUGUAUGUUAUGCCCAGCUCAAAACUUUCUACUACAGAAUAAACAUGGAAUUUAUUAAAAACUUGAAGAACAAGAAAUGAUACAAUUCCAUAAUUAAAAAUAUUUCCUAGUUAGAAUAAUCCUAAUAAAAGCCUGAUAGUUAUCUAUGUUAGAUGCAUAAUGGUAUAUUUUUCUAGUUUCUAGAUAAGAUGUGUUUUAACUCAGGUUUAAUUAUACUGAAGAUUUUGAAAAGUUUAUCAAAGAAUUCCUUGACAAAUCUGUCAUAGAACUGAAUGAUUGAUGAUCUAUGUUCACUAAAGAUGAUUUUAAACAAUCCAGCAAAACAAUAAUAGUUUAAAUUCAAUAGAAGUAACAAUAACUCAAGUAUUUUAGCACCUGCUUUUAUUAGGUUUUACAUGACUGAUGAAAAGAAACAUUUGGAUUUGAGAAGAAUACAGUGGAACUUGCCUAAUCCAACACACUGGGGGACCAGAAUUAAAUGUAAGAUUAAGCAGGGUGUUCAAAUAUUCAGGGUUUUCUUCAAGGGUAGGCCUUUUUUGGGACCAUGAAAGUAUGUAGGUUACAGCAGGAUGUUGGAAUACUCAGGUGUCAGAUUAGGCAGGUAACACUGUAUUUAAUUCUGGUGUAAAAAGGCAUAUUUAAGAUACAAAAUUGUACAUUUUGUAGUGAUGUACAAAAACUCAGGCUUGCAUCUACUAAUAUAAUAAAUCUGCUCACUCAAACUUACAUAUCUUCAUUGUAUGUUUCUUUUUGUAUAUGAACCAUUGUUGGUCUUGGUUUUUGCAGGUCACUAAAUGCUAACCUUUUACAUAUAUAUGAAAAAUUGUCAUCCUCAGUUGUUACAACAGAAUUUAAAUCUGUCUUCAGAAUCAGUUUGAAACAAUCAAUAAAUGAAUAUUUUUACAAGGAAUAUUUAAAAAUACCUAUUGAAUGAACUUCACAGGGAUUUAUACAAUGGGAUAAUUCAUCUUAAAAAAAAUUAAUGGACAGUACGUGGUAGAGAGGUUUUGUAUUUGAAGUCAUACCACAUUUUAUUUCUAUUGAGGUAACCACCAAAUGAUUGUGGGGAAACUAUUCACUUUCUUUGCAUUUUGAUUAAUACUCGUGUCAUGAUUUACAUAAUAGUGUUGAAUUUGAUGUUAGAAAAAGAUGUCACUAUCCUUACUGAAGAUUUUUUCAGUAAAUAUUCUUUAAUAAUUCACAUCAACUUAUUUAAUGUUUUUUUGCGCUUAUCUAAACAAUAUCCAUAACUGUAGUUUAUAUAUAUGCUUCUCCUCUAUUCUCAAUUUGCCCUAAGCAACUUUAUAGUUCUUCAUUGUUACUUUGUUUUGUUUGUAAUCUAUGCAUCCACUGUUGUGAAAGUUGCUACAUUGUUUUAUUCCCAUUAUAACUCCGACUGCAGUAUAAUUUGUACCCUGUGUAAUAUAAAGCAUACACAGUAUAUUGUAAAAAUGCUUGACAAUACUCUGAUUCUUAUGGUAUCACAUGACUCAGAGAAAUUAUUGUAAGAUUUUUAUUAUUGUGAAAAAUGUGAAGAGAGUUGUAAACGCAAUAAUUUAAACUCACAUUUUGAAAUAUUUAUAGGAAUUACACAGGAUUUUUUUCUCAAAAUCAUAAAUUUUGAAAUCGCAUUUUAGUCUCAAAUGACAAAAUCACAACAUUAAAUGCAUGCAAUAAUUUCUGAAUUUACAGUAUGAAAGAUAUCAUUGAUAAUAUGAAUAUUGGUUAUAGAGAACAAGUAUAUCAUUGCUGAACUCACUGUUAGUAUGAUACUUACAAAUGGAGGAUCAGAAAUAUAAUACUGUAAAUACAGAACUUAUUGCCUGCAUUUAUCAUUGAGAUUUUGUCUUUUUGGACUAAAAUGCGAUUUUAAUUUUUGUGAUAUUCAGAAAUAUUCUGUUUUGAUUCAUAUGAAAAAUUUCAAAAUGCGUGUUUUAAUUAUUGCCAUUUUAACCCUGUCUCAUUUCUUCAUAUAAUACAAACAUUGCAAUAAUUUCUGAAUUUACACUAUUGGUUAUAGAUUACAAGUAUAUCAUGGCUGAACUGGCUGUUAGUAUAAUACUUACAAAUGGAGGAUAAGAAACAUUUGAUAGUUUAAGUCAGUGGAAAGUUUUGUAUGAUGUUGAAAGGUUAAUAUGAAAAAUAAAUAUGUUUUAAUUGAAAAUAAAUUGUUAGAUUUCAUGUAUUGUUAUGAAUACAAAUAAUGUCAAAGCAUGAUAUAUCAUGUACAAUUUUUAUGCUAGAGAUUACAUUUAUAUUCAUAUAUGAGAAUUGUUGAAA